Myodes glareolus (Bank vole) is the source of this 6110-nucleotide messenger RNA. The record is from RefSeq and is a predicted model, not a curated record. NCBI's taxonomy places the organism in Eukaryota, Metazoa, Chordata, Mammalia, Rodentia, Cricetidae.
CUUUCCUUGGACCCCUCCCUCUUCCUGAUCUGCGAGACAGUUCUCAGCCAUGGGGACAGGAUCACCGGCUUUAGGGACCUCGGUCUUUGGACUGGGGUUCCCCGAACGACCGGUUCUUGAUGUGAAACUCAGUUGGUUCUGCCCCUGUCUUGUGCAUCCACUGGCGGGAAGGAGUAUCAGAUCCAUGAAGGUGUGGGUGAGCCGGUGGUCAGCAAAGAUGCUCCCAGGCUGAAGGAACAGCUCAGAGAGCUGUUUUUUGGGUUUUGUUGUUGUUGUUAUUGUUUGUAUUUUGAAACAGGGUCUCACUAUGUAGCCUUGGCUGUUCUUUAACUCUAUGUAGACCAGGCUAGCCUCGAACUCACAGAUUAGUCUGCCUCUGCCUCCUGGGUGCUGGGCCACCCAGCUCUGCUUGAGCCCUGGGUUCUUGAACCUGCUUUGGUGAGGAUUCCUCCCCUUCCUUAGGACUGGAGUGAACCAAGCUGGGCUGAUUCUCUUCUGAUGCAAUCACUGUCUUUUCUGGGAAGGACACGCGGAUUGAAUGAGGGAUGAGUGUUAGCCUUUUCCUGAUGGAAACCGGCUGACAGUGGUAGUUGUAGGGCAGCCGCUCUUACACUGCCUCCUCUUCCCCUGUCCACUAGGAUACCUUUAAGAAUGAGGUGUGGAAGGGGGAGAGGGUGUUCUGAGGACAGGGGACCUUGGGCGCUGAAUCUUGGAGACAGAAAUGAGUAGCCAGAGGCUCCAAGGUUCUUUUCUACUUUGCAAGUGUGUCAGUGGUACCUUUAACCCUGCCGUUUGUGUUCUGCCCUCUGGAGCAGGCACACCAGCAGACAGACAGACAGACAGACACUGCAGAAAGAAUAGGUUGGCUGUUGGGGGUAGGAGAGUGGGAGUGUAUUCAGAAGCCCAGGGAUGGUGCCAGUGGGCUAGGCCAUUCACGCUGUUUCCUUGAUGAAGGUCAUGCUCUCUGUGGCUGUCUGGAGCAGGCAAGGACAGAGGAGUAGCGCCGGAGGCUGGAGGACGACUUCCUGGAGCGUGUGUGAUGGGGUCCAAUGCUCCGCUUUGUUUUGAGGAUGGUAUACAAGAGCAGAGACCGGAGAAGCAUUUGACAUCCCCUCCACCACCCACCCCAAGUCAGCCUCACAUAUUUGUUCUCUGUGCCGAAGGCAUACUUGCUAGGAUGAAGUUUCCUUGCAAAUUUGAGUGACCUUUGUGGAUGGUGUGGGCUCCUGAGAAUCAUCCUAACGGGGCAGAACCCCAGCGUGCUGCCUGGAAGAGUUCCCAGCACACUCACCUGAGACUGUAAAUGAUUCCAUGUUUUUCCGUUGAGACACCGAGGCACAGGUUGACCAGCAUAACUGAUAACUCAGGAGGAAUAAAUGCAGACAUUGAAUAUAGACAGUAGUGGUCCUAAUACAGUUCAGAGGAACGAGGAGGGAGCCUGCAGUUAGUGAGCAGGCUGCCCAGGGUACAUGUCCUUCAAGAAGGGAUUAGAAAUGUCAGUGAGUCCAGAGUCCUACCUUAGUCAUGACCGUGAAGUGGGCAAGCUACUGUCCAGCAUCAGCAGUAUCCCAGCCCUGUCUGAGACAGAGGGUGCGGCACAGGUGGCCUGGGUGGCCUCUGCUCCUUCCUGGCUCUGGGUGCUUUACUGCAUGGUCACAUGUAGGUUGCUGGGUGCUUGCCUGUCUUGUCUUCCUGUGGCUUGGAAGACUGUGUUUGACCUCAUGCCCACAAGUUGACAGGUGCUCCCCAACCCCUCUUAGACCUAUUUAGGUCCUGCUGUCUGCUGGUUCCUUCCUGGAUAACUCCUACUAAUAAUUUAAUUCCUUCACAGCUGGGCCACACUCCCGUCCUGGGCUGCUUUUACUGUCUUCUAAGUCUGGAGUGGCACCCACACUCCUCUCUCACACUGCCACCUUGUCUCUGGGCAGCAGCAGCGUCCAUGGAGCAAAAGGAAUGCCAGGACCCUGUGCAUCCAGACAGGGACCAGCCUCAGCACCAGCAGCCAACGCAAAGAUAGCAGAGCCACCUCAGGGUUAAACCAUGAUCCCGGUGACGGAGCUCCGCUACUUUGCGGACACGCAGCCAGCUUACCGGAUCCUGAAGCCAUGGUGGGAUGUGUUCACUGACUACAUCUCCAUCGUCAUGCUGAUGAUUGCUGUCUUUGGGGGGACGCUGCAAGUCACCCAGGAUAAAAUGAUCUGCCUGCCUUGUAAGUGGGUCACCAAAGACUCCUGCAAUGACUCCUUUCGAGGCUGGGUGGCCUCCAGCUCGGAGCCCACUUAUCCCAACUCCACAGUCGCGCCGACUCCCGACACAGGCCCCACAGGGAUCAGGUACGACUUAGACCGCCACCAGUACAACUACGUGGAUGCUGUGUGCUAUGAGAACCGCCUACACUGGUUUGCCAAGUACUUCCCCUACCUCGUGCUCCUGCACACCCUCAUCUUCCUGGCCUGUAGCAACUUCUGGUUCAAGUUUCCACGCACCAGUUCAAAGUUGGAGCACUUUGUGUCUAUCCUGCUAAAGUGCUUUGAUUCGCCAUGGACCACAAGGGCCCUGUCAGAGACGGUGGUGGAGGAGAGUGACCCCAAGCCCACAUUCAGCAAGAUGAAUGGUUCCAUGGACAAGAAGUCAUCCACAGUCAGUGAGGAUGUGGAGGCCACUGUGCCCAUGCUGCAGCGGACCAAGUCACGGAUUGAGCAGGGCAUUGUGGACCGAUCAGAGACAGGAGUGCUGGACAAGAAGGAAGGGGAGCAGGCAAAGGCACUGUUUGAGAAGGUGAAGAAGUUUCGGACCCACGUGGAGGAGGGGGACAUCGUGUACCGCCUCUAUAUGCGGCAGACCAUCAUCAAGGUGAUCAAGUUCAUCCUCAUCAUCUGCUACACUGUCUACUAUGUGCACAAUAUCAAGUUCGAUGUGGACUGCACCGUGGACAUCGAGAGCCUGACCGGUUACCGUACCUACCGGUGUGCCCACCCUCUGGCCACACUCUUUAAGAUCUUGGCAUCCUUCUACAUCAGCUUGGUCAUCUUCUACGGUCUCAUCUGCAUGUACACACUGUGGUGGAUGUUGCGGCGCUCCCUCAAGAAGUACUCGUUUGAGUCCAUUCGAGAGGAGAGCAGCUACAGCGACAUCCCAGAUGUCAAGAACGACUUCGCCUUCAUGCUGCACCUCAUUGACCAAUAUGACCCGCUCUACUCAAAGCGCUUUGCUGUCUUCCUGUCUGAAGUGAGCGAGAACAAGCUGCGACAGCUUAACCUCAACAACGAAUGGACGCUGGAGAAGCUGCGCCAGCGGCUCACCAAAAACGCCCAGGACAAGCUGGAGCUACACCUGUUCAUGCUCAGUGGCAUCCCCGACACUGUGUUUGACCUGGUUGAGCUAGAGGUCCUGAAGCUGGAACUGAUCCCUGAUGUGACCAUCCCACCCAGCAUUGCCCAGCUCACAGGUCUUAAGGAACUGUGGCUGUACCACACAGCAGCCAAGAUCGAGGCUCCUGCUCUGGCCUUCCUGCGUGAGAACCUACGCGCACUGCACAUCAAGUUCACCGACAUCAAGGAGAUCCCACUGUGGAUCUACAGCCUGAAAACUCUGGAGGAGCUGCACUUGACGGGCAACCUGAGUGCAGAGAACAACCGCUACAUUGUCAUCGAUGGGCUUCGGGAGCUCAAGCGCCUCAAGGUGCUGCGGCUCAAAAGCAACCUGAGCAAGCUACCACAGGUGGUCACGGAUGUGGGCGUGCACCUGCAGAAGCUUUCCAUCAACAACGAGGGCACCAAGCUCAUUGUCCUCAACAGCCUCAAGAAGAUGGUGAACCUGACGGAGCUGGAACUGAUUCGCUGUGACCUGGAGCGCAUUCCUCACUCCAUCUUCAGCCUCCACAACCUGCAGGAGAUUGACCUAAAGGACAACAACCUCAAGACCAUUGAGGAGAUCAUUAGCUUCCAGCAUCUGCAUCGCCUCACCUGCCUUAAGCUGUGGUACAACCACAUCGCCUACAUCCCCAUCCAGAUCGGCAACCUCACCAACCUCGAGCGCCUCUACCUGAACCGCAACAAGAUCGAGAAGAUUCCUACCCAGCUCUUCUACUGCCGCAAGCUGCGCUACCUGGACCUCAGCCACAACAACCUGACCUUCCUUCCUGCUGACAUCGGCCUCCUGCAGAACCUUCAGAACCUGGCUGUCACGGCCAAUAGGAUCGAGGCGCUCCCCCCAGAACUCUUCCAGUGCCGGAAGUUGCGGGCUCUACACCUGGGCAACAAUGUACUGCAGUCGCUGCCCUCGAGAGUGGGUGAGCUGACCAACCUGACGCAGAUUGAGCUUCGGGGCAACCGGCUGGAGUGCCUACCCGUGGAGCUGGGCGAGUGCCCACUGCUCAAACGCAGUGGCCUGGUGGUGGAGGAGGACUUGUUCAGCACGCUGCCGCCAGAGGUGAAGGACCGGCUCUGGAGAGCUGAUAAGGAACAGGCCUGAGCAGAGCCUGGAGGAGCAGCAAGGACCCUCAGCGUGCCCUCAGGCCAAGUGGGCAGUUCAGUUCUCCCAGGACUGCUGGACAGCCAGUCGGGUCCAUCCAGGUUCAGCCAGGCAGAACCUGGGCCAGGCAUAAGCUGGGCCAGGGCAGAAGACAGGAACUGAGGGGCUGGCCCCUUUUCUCUCUCUGGGACUCAUACACCCAGGGCAGACACUUACUGGAGACCGGAAACUCUGAGACUAGUCUCCGAGUACAGUAUUGGACAAUCAGGGUCUUCACCCUGGAGGCCAUCUCUGCCUUAGGGGCUGAGCUGGCACCAGAGGCCCAGGGACAGUAACUUAGAUUUGGGUAUUUAUUUUUGCCACUUCCCCUCUCUGCCCUCCAGAUAACUUAUACAUUCCCAAGAAGGUCUGGCUCCGGGAAGUUUUUAAGAGACCUGGCAGUGUUUGCCUUUCUUUUCAGGUGAUGCUGACAGAAACAAUGCCCACCCAGACUUGGGUAGAGCCAACCGCAGGACGGUCACCUUAUUGGCACUGGGCUAGGAUCUGGCAGCACAGCUUGUGGGAGACCAGGUGGAAGGGUCAGGCCUGGGGCUUGCCCCAUCAGUUUUUGAAGCAAUUUUAGGGUUUUUGUUGUUGCUGUUUUGGUUUUUUUUUUAAGCUUUGAAAAUGAUGGUUUGGGUAUUAAAAAAAAAAAACUAAAAAUAAAAAAAAGACACUAAAGGCCAGUGAGUUGAAGUCUCAGGAUGGGUGGUAUUUCCCCUUGAGCAAAGCAGCAAGACAUUGAAGGAAACUUCCUGUCCCUGUGGUGUGGGCCAGGAUGUUUUCCUGUCUGUCCUGACCUUGGUCCAGCGGAGCUGUUUGUUCUUCUCUUCUCCUGGGCAGGCAGGGCUUUUAUUUUUGUUUGCUUUUAGGGUUUUUUUUUUUUUCUGUGUGUGUGUCUUGUUAUUUUUCUACUCCUCCAUGGGUCUUGGCAGACACCGUUUUCAUUACUGUCAGCCAAAAGGAAGGCUCUGGAACUGCCAAGAAGGGAGGAGACUUGGGCUGGCUGAUCCCCAGGGGACCGGUGCUCCAUCCCUUCCUCCCCACCCCCAUGAUGCCACUCAUGCACAGUGUUAAGGAGCAGCUGCUUCCCCCAGACCCUGUCCCCACCUCGUGUGUCGUGGGUUUGCUCAGUGCCACCGCUCACCUGUGCUGCUGCUUACAUUGGCUGUCACCAUCUGGUCCUUCAUGACAAACAGACAUUUAGAGGCAGAUUGGGUGCAGAGAGGUUACCUCUGGGAGGGCAGCUUCCCCAGUUUUGGGUUGCAGGCCAGUUUCCAUACUGGGCACCUGGUUUGCACACAGUACAGUUAGCACCUAGUGGCCGUAAGCCACUCAGCUUUAGAUCAAUCACUAAGGUCCCCACUUUAGAAGGGUCCUUGUCUUAGAUCAAUCACGUGGACACUAAGGCACGUUUUAGCGUCUCUUGUCUUAACAAUUAUGUCUGUCUCUGCCCCUUUGUGUUUUCUGCGUCGUGUCAUUGGAUGUAACCCUUGGAAAUACUGCACACUAGCCUCUGACAACCAUGAAGCAAUCCGUUACACGUGGGUCUGACUUGUGGACUCGGUUCAAAUAUCAAAUAAAUCUAUAACAAAGUU